AAAUGAUAACAGAAAACACAUUUUCCAAAUUACAUUAUCCAGACUACUGGAGAAACACAUUCGUUUUAUGGAGUGAUACAGAAUCUUGGGACUCCUUCUACUUUGAAAAAAAUCCGAAUGCAACCAAACGAUUGUCACGAGAUGCUUUGUCUGCAGAAUUGGAUGUAUUAAUUCGAGAUCUGGAACCAGGCACUAAAGAAAGAGAGAAAGCGUUAGCAAUUAAGAGUGAUCUGAAAAAACCUGCGAAAAGGAAAAACAAGCAAGAUGGAAAAGAAAAUCAAUUGCCAGCCAAAAAGCAUAAAUCUGUCAUUACACUUUAUUGUCUGCAAAAAGGCGACGAUCAACUGUCUGCGUUCCCAAUCGAAAUCAGAAGUAAGGCAACGAUAGGCGAUUUGAAGGAAGCCAUUAAAGAAAAAAUUAAAGUCCCUACCGCCAAAGACUUAAGCCUCUGGAAAGUUGAAAUUCCGGAUGAUGAUGAGGAUAAAUUAUCGAGUAUUGUGCUGAAUGACAAGGAAAGGCUUCUUGCGAAGAGAAAGGUAAAUAAAUAUUUCCCAGAUAUACCUGUUGAAGAACAUAUCCAUGUCAUUGUAUCUUCAGCAGGAAAAUCAAGCAGAGAUCAGGAACUUCAAUCUUCGAAUUGCAAAAGACGAUCUAUAAUGAUGUACAUG
Molecule: messenger RNA, 668 nt
Organism: Dentiscutata heterogama
Lineage: Eukaryota; Fungi; Glomeromycota; Glomeromycetes; Diversisporales; Gigasporaceae
Source: the annotation of a GenBank genome assembly